GUUAGAGAUAGAUAAGAGAAUUAGUCUGCUUUAUUCUUAGCCGUCCGAUUCUUUUCAAGAUAUCUCACGUGAUCCUCUCGUGACUUUUGAGACCUAUUCCAUGAAUCAUCGCAUUUUUGCUUUGCUCCGCCGCUACCGUCGCCGGUUUAUGAUGAAUUCAUCUCCGGUUAUCUUUUGUUUCCCUUUUCAGCAGCUCAGAAUUGCAUGCUUUCAUGUGAUAAAAGGCGAUUGAAAAUUGCUUUGUAUGCACUUCUAUGCUCAGGUUAUACGUUCCUACUUGUGGCUUUUCGAACAAUUUAUGUCUCUGUUAUAUCAUUGACUCAUGAGGCUUAUGAGGAUAUUUCAGAUUAUAGCUUUGUUAGAUUUUCUUAUAAUAUUUGGCAUUGGCAUUCACUUGUCCGGUUCUCAUGUGAUGGAUAUGUGAUAGCAUGGAUUGAAAUCUUGAAGCUUUUGGUUAUGGUUUUCGUUCUAAUCUAGUUGACUAUCAUGCUAGAGUUGUGACUAUAUAGCACAACAAUUCAUCUAGUUUCUUUAUUCUGUAAUGAAUGUUUCUGUUAAAAGUUUUGUUAGUUUGAGGACAAAUGAUUCUACAUUCCUCCUAUGUUCACAUCUUGUGACGGUCUUGUGUCACUUCUAUCGACUUGAGUUAAGGAUGAACCAUUUUCAUGACUUUAAAUCCAGUGCAAAAUCUACUCAAUAAGAACAAUGUGGACAUUGUGUAGAGAUUUGAAGACACCAAUCUCCAGUAGUUCCUAAGAAAGAACCAACCUAGAAGACUUGCUAAGCUAUUGUUAUACCCUUUUUAUGGACCAUUGUUAGUUUCUUCUAUUUCUUCACCUAAUUGUCGUAAUGGAGCCUAGUAAACUUAAGAAGCUUCUGAGAACUUAGGGGACGCGGCAAGGAUUACCUUUGUAAGUGCACAUCUCUCUGUCUUUGUGCAGAACCAGAAUCAGCUUCUGCUUUUGUUGAUGGGUUAAGUUAUCAGAUUCUUG
This is a messenger RNA of Arabidopsis thaliana (thale cress), 992 nucleotides long. RefSeq lists its product as uncharacterized. NCBI's taxonomy places the organism in Eukaryota, Viridiplantae, Streptophyta, Magnoliopsida, Brassicales, Brassicaceae. The transcript has 2 exons. Bases 205 to 477 code for a protein of 90 amino acids. The record is from RefSeq and is marked reviewed.